AUGGAGCCUGUAUCCACCACACAUGCAUCGAAGCGCACGCAUAGCACAAAACCGACCAUUGCAGACCACUUCAUCUUGAGCUUCAAUCUCAACCUCAACAUCUUCCAACAUCUGCAGCAAUCUCUCUCAAGGUCUGAAGCAAAGGCCUGGAGUAUCAACAUGGACUUCUCUGGUGUGCAGACCAAUGGUCUGGACAUUGCCGACGAUGAUGGGCUCUUGAACGGGCUUCCGGCCUCUGUGGUAUCCAUCAUGGCCGACCAAUACAUCGAGGACCGCUACUUCUCAAGUCUCGACGACGCACGCGCAGACCCCAUCGGUCGUACAGUCUGUGCACCACAAAUUGACGACCUCGAUGCAGUGAGAAACAGAGAGGCUCCUCAUCUGACUAGUAUCCUAGAAUCUUUGAUCAAGGUGCUGGAGUAUGAUCACGUCAAGCCGGAAGAUUCGAAUGCCACGGAUCAGGAAUGGGAAGCCUACAUCCAGAGGUGUAAGAAGGAGACGUCGACAAGGGCUAUCGACAAGCAGUCCAAGCGGCUCUCACGCCAGGCUGAGAGAAUGGGGCGGUUUUUACUGCAAGAGGUCUAUUACCUCCACGAGUAUGGAUGGCAUGUCGAUUUCUGGAAAGCGCCCACCUUCCGUGCAGUCAAGGCGCAGUACUCCGGCAUGAAAUGCUCUGACCGCCUUGGGGAAAUUUGUCGUGUGCUGAGCACUUGCGCUCCGGUGGCCAAAGAUGUGAUGGAGGGCAAGAACCUCGAGAGAAUUGCCAGCGCGCCCGAGGUCAUGAGGUCCGAAAAGUACAGCUUCAAGAAGUCGAACGCGCGACGAAGCAAGACGGCAAGACAGCGCAAUGCAGAGAACAAUGCCGCUCAACCCACAGAGGAGCCUACCGAAAAGCCCGCCAAAAAGCGCAGAACGGCUGCUCAACACCCGUCCCCGGCUUCUUCCCCAAUGGCUUCAGGUCACCAGACUCACCAGGCUCCUCCCUUGCUGCCGAAUUUACAUCCAUUCACUCAAUCUUUCCCGCAGCAAACCUCCAGCAAUUUCGCAUCCGGUCCUCCUCCUGCUGCGUUCCAAAGUACCGCUGGUAACAGUACGAACUACGGAGGAAACCUGGCGAGACACGACUCGGCUGUCGACUGGUCUCAAGGAGGCUAUUUUGGAGCUGGUAACGAGGUGAACACUGGCGAAUUCUCGUUCUCGAUGCCACCUUCUCAGUCCCGGUACGAAACGGGUGUCAUGCCGGCUACUCAGCCAUCCUCCCAGUACGGCACGGGUCUUAUGCCGGCUUUCCAGCCAUCAUAUGGCUGGGGCUCGACGUCGUACUCGGGAGGAAAUGGAAACGUUGACUGGAACGAACCUAUCGAUGAGUUCCAGUGA
Molecule: messenger RNA, 1377 nt
Organism: Cercospora beticola
Lineage: Eukaryota; Fungi; Ascomycota; Dothideomycetes; Mycosphaerellales; Mycosphaerellaceae
Source: RefSeq, a predicted model, not a curated record